Sphaeramia orbicularis (orbiculate cardinalfish) is the source of this 1705-nucleotide messenger RNA. RefSeq names its product parapinopsin a (gene parapinopsina). The transcript is spliced from 5 exons. Gene Ontology annotation, molecular function: G protein-coupled receptor activity. Gene Ontology annotation, biological process: G protein-coupled receptor signaling pathway; visual perception. NCBI's taxonomy places the organism in Eukaryota, Metazoa, Chordata, Actinopteri, Kurtiformes, Apogonidae. Bases 472 to 1515 code for a protein of 347 amino acids. Gene Ontology annotation, cellular component: membrane. The record is from RefSeq and is a predicted model, not a curated record.
UCAAACCCAGUUAUUUAGAUCUGACCUUGAAGCCCAUAUUUUUUUCUCUGAAUCCCCCCCAUCAUUACUCAGGGGCAGCUGUAAACUCAGCAAUCAUGGAAAGUGCAGUCUCGUAAGAUAUUAAGCAGAAUUAUUUCUCUCACAAUCCGGAUCUACGGAUUUAAUUUUCAAGAAUUAAAUAUCAGGACCUUGAGUCACUCUUCUUAUUAGGCGUAUUAAAGGGUCCCAUCCUUAUGUCUUCUCAUAAGCUGCACCAGAACAACCAUGGAGUGUCUGUAGAGAAGACCAGUCACUGAAACUGUCGAAGUACCUGCAUCUACUUUGUUUUAUAGUUUUUUUUUGUUCUGUGGACGUGCUCACAGCUGAAUUUGACUUUUUAACACUUAAAUUGUAUAGUGUCUACUGAGGAGGUGUCUUCAUUCUAAGAAGUCACUACAUUUUCUUUAUCUAGUUGAGUCUACUCUGAGGAAAAUGGAGCAUCUUGCCCUACAUGGAAACUCUUCAAGGCCUCACAGUUCAGUUCAUACAGGUUUUCUGUCUCAAACCAGCUACACAGUGCUGGCUGUCAUCAUGGGCGUUUUCUCAGUGGUGGGGAUCAUCCUCAAUCUCCUGGUGAUCGUAGUGACAGUGAAACAUAGACAGCUGAGGCAGCCGCUCAGCUACGCCCUGGUUAACCUGGCUGUAUGUGACCUGGGUUGUGCUGUGCUUGGGGGUCUGCCCACUACUGUCAGCAGUGCCAUGGGAUACUUCAGCUUUGGACGUGUGGGCUGUGUCAUAGAAGGCCUGUCUGUGGCCUUCUUUGGAAUAGCAAGUCUGUGUACAAUCGCAGUCAUUUCGGUUGAACGUUACAUUGUGGUGUGCUAUCCCAUGGGUGCUGUGCUGUUCCAGACCAGGCAUGCAGUCGCUGGAGUGGUACUGUCCUGGGUGUGGUCCUUUGUGUGGAACAUUCCACCUCUGUUUGGUUGGGGAAGUUUCGAGCUGGAGGGUAUAAAGAUUUCAUGUGCUCCAAACUGGCAAAGCCGGGACGUUGGGGACAUGUCCUACGUCAUCAUGUACUUUUGUCUGUGCUUCGCUGGGCCUUUCCUCAUCAUCAUGGUUUCCUACUCACGACUGUUGUGGACUCUGCGCCAGGUGACCAAACUGCAGGUUUCGGAGGCAGGCAGCACAAACCGUGUAGAGGUGCAGGUCGCCCUUAUGGUGGUGGUGAUGGUGUUGGCCUUUCUAGUGACCUGGUUGCCAUAUGCCGCCAUGGCCCUUUCUGUCAUCAUAGAUUCCAGCUUAUACAUUAACCCCCUCAUUGCUACCAUACCAGUUUACCUCGCUAAAAGCAGCACUGUUUUCAACCCUAUUAUAUAUAUUUUCAUGAACAGACAGUUCCGGAGUUAUGCCAUUCCUACUGUUCUGUGUGGAUGGAACCCGUGGGCUGCAGACACAACCACCUCGGAGUGUGAGACCACUGUCACCCCUGUCAACAAGACCCAGAAAGUCUCACCCAAAGAGUCUUUAAAGGAAUAACAGAGCGCACACAUCUCCACCGAUACUCCAGUCAUUUAUGUAAAACAAUGAACUAUUAAAUAAAGUUUUAGUUUUAUGCUGCCAAAAUCUGGAAUUGACUCUGUGAUAUUAGACAAGCCAAGUCCAAGCUGAAAACAUUCCUUUUUUUAGCUCAGCAUUUGAUCUGCACUCUUCUUUUUCUAUAUUUCAC